Molecule: messenger RNA, 1582 nt
Organism: Lycium ferocissimum
Lineage: Eukaryota; Viridiplantae; Streptophyta; Magnoliopsida; Solanales; Solanaceae
Product: serine/threonine-protein phosphatase PP1-like
Exons: 5
Coding region: 191-1222 (343 amino acids)
Cellular component (GO): cytoplasm; nucleus
Molecular function (GO): protein serine/threonine phosphatase activity
Source: RefSeq, a predicted model, not a curated record
CGACACAACAUAAAACACAAAACGACAACCCCACUCUCCAAAUAGCAACCACCCAUAUAUAGAAAAAAAAAAAAAAAAAAAAGCGAAUCAAUCAAUCAAAUACCAAGUCCUUCACAUCUAUACUCAAAACUAAAAACCCCAUCUUUUCAUCAGUACAAGUAGGUAAAAAUUGUUAGUGAAAAUUGCAAAAAUGGACCAAAAUGUGUUAGAUGAUAUUAUAACUAGGCUUCUUGAAGUAAAGGGUAAACCUGGGAAACAAGUUGUGUUGACUGAGGCUGAAAUCAAACAGUUGUGUUUGAUUUCUAAAGAGAUUUUCUUGAGACAACCUAAUUUAUUGGAACUUGAAGCACCAAUCAAGAUUUGUGGUGAUAUUCAUGGUCAAUAUUCUGAUCUUCUACGACUUUUUGAGUAUGGUGGAUUGCCUCCUCAAUCAAACUAUUUAUUUUUAGGGGAUUAUGUUGAUCGUGGCAAGCAGAGCCUAGAGACUAUAUGUCUUCUACUUGCCUACAAGAUAAGAUAUCCGGAAAACUUUUUCUUGCUUCGGGGAAAUCAUGAAUGUGCUUCCAUAAACCGCAUUUACGGAUUUUAUGACGAAUGUAAGAGAAGAUUUAACGUUAGGUUAUGGAAAAUCUUCACAGAUUGCUUCAAUUGUCUGCCAGUUGCUGCUUUAAUAGACGAAAAGAUUCUAUGUAUGCAUGGCGGCCUCUCUCCUGAUUUGAACCAUUUAGACCAAAUUAGAAAUCUCCAGCGCCCAACUGAUGUUCCCGAUGCUGGUUUGCUUUGUGAUUUGCUUUGGUCCGAUCCUAGUAAAGAUGUUCAAGGAUGGGGACUGAAUGACCGGGGAGUUUCAUACACUUUUGGUGCAGAUAAAGUGACAGAAUUUCUUGAGAAGCAUGAUCUGGAUCUUAUUUGCCGUGCUCACCAGGUUGUGGAGGAUGGGUAUGAGUUUUUUGCUAAUCGGCAACUUGUAACUGUAUUUUCUGCACCGAAUUAUUGUGGAGAGUUUGAUAAUGCUGGUGCUAUGAUGAGCGUAGAUGAGACUUUAAUGUGCUCCUUUCAAAUAUUAAAACCUGCUGAAAAGAAGCCCAAAUUCAGCUUUGGAAGUACAACUACUACUAAACCCGGAUCUCCUACUGGAAUGAAGGUUGACAGGACACCACCGUUAUCACACACACAAGAAGAAAAAUGUCCUCACCCCUUUUUUAACGGAUAUUUCCUUUGAAACAUUAUCGUUUUUUAAUUCCAAAGCAUGAGAAGCAGCUUCACGAGGGGGAUUAAGCAAGAACUGUUAACGUGCUUGAAAUUACCGUUUUACUGCAGUCUUUUCUUAAUGCCAAAGUAUAAGAGCCAACUGCAGAAGUUGCCUCAGAAGGCUUAGAGAGAGAGAUCAAAAUUUGAUGAUCAUUUUAACCAAUGGUGGAUGUGUAAAAUAGUAUGAGAAAAUGAUGGAAAACCAUAUUUGGUCAUUUUAUUUUUUGGGCUCAAAUUCAUCGUUUUAAUUUAAUUGUAAGCUAUGCAGCAUCUCUUUAUUUUGUGCAACUAAUCCAUAGCAAAUGGUAAUGGCUUCUCUCUCUUUCUCUCU